Molecule: messenger RNA, 1220 nt
Organism: Melospiza melodia melodia
Lineage: Eukaryota; Metazoa; Chordata; Aves; Passeriformes; Passerellidae
Product: leukotriene C4 synthase-like
Exons: 6
Coding region: 411-848 (145 amino acids)
Biological process (GO): leukotriene biosynthetic process
Cellular component (GO): nuclear envelope; membrane; endoplasmic reticulum
Molecular function (GO): glutathione transferase activity; leukotriene-C4 synthase activity; glutathione peroxidase activity
Source: RefSeq, a predicted model, not a curated record
CUGAGUUGCUCGGGGCUGAACUGUCUUUCUUUCUCUCGAACUAGAAAAAUUCUUUCUUCUCUGUGACAAAAAAUUCUUUUGAACAAACCCUCCCCUCUUUUUUCUUUGUGGUUGUUACAAAGACAGUAACUGUUCUCACAAGAAGUCCCACAGUCAUGGGUUUGGAUGUACAUAGUGGCUGCAAAAGGAUUCAGAAGGAAAGGAAGCACAAGGACGAGCUGCGUUAGAAAAUAUUUCCAUAUUUGUGCAAUAGGAUUGGAAGAACGAGCACCUCCAUGCUUCAUAGCUGAAGGUUAGAACAAACACAGGCUGCCAGAUACCAUUGCAAACUGCCACAUCAGCAAGGACUGAACCUGGCCAGGGGAACUUCUGACCAAGAAAUAAGAUUUCUAGGUUCUGGAGAAGUCAGUAUGUUGGAUCAGAUUCAUUGGCUGGCUGCCGUGACAGUCCUGGGAGUCCUGGAGCAAGCCUACUUCUUCCUCCAGGUGAUCUAUGCUAGGAGGUUGUUUGGCAUUUCACCUCCAAAGAUCUCAGGCCCUCCUGAAUUUGAAAGGAUCUUUCGAGCACAGGUGAACUCCUCUGAGUAUUUUCCCAUCUUCCUGGCACUUCUGUGGCAGGCUGGACUCUUCUUCCAUCAAGGUCUGGCUGCAGCCUUGGGUGUGCUCUAUCUCUACGCCCGCUACUGCUACUUUAUGGGAUACAAGGCAUCAUCCUCAGAAAGACUCGCCCCGAUAUACUUCAGCGCUGGAGUUCUCUGGAUUCUCAUUGCAGUGUCAGCCCUGGGCAUCCUGCAUUUCUUCCUCUCUCACUAUGUGGGGCUGAACGUCCUCCAGCUUCUCACAGCAUGACCCACUCCUCUGAGCUUCACCACUGUACCCACAUUUCUCCUCACAGAGAAAAGCAAGGCACGACUUCUCAAGAAUAUUUCUGGUUUUCACAUUCUCUGAGCCUCAGAGAAAGGAAAAACAAUUCUUAUCUCAUUUGCUGUGCCUGUGUUUGUGCCAAUGUGGAAUGCAAUAUGGAGUUGGUUUACCCAAAGUGAUGGUGUUUUGUUUCAUUGGCCUAUCAGGGCCAAGCCUGUGUGUGUGUGUCAGGACUGUCAGCUGACAGUCAUGAGAUGCUGCAAUUGUGUGCAGUUGAGUGCUUGGCAGAUUCAGUUUAGAUGUAAUGUAACAUAGUGUAAUAUAGUAUAAUAAAGUAAUUAAUUAGCCUUCUGAUAA